AUGUUUGAUCUUUCCAAAACAUCAUUCAUAGGGGCCAAUCGAUGCAGUCCUCCGCUUACUCUUUUUCUACUUUGUUCAGGCGAUACCGUUGUUCGAAUUUCGGAAGGAAUCAAAAUGCCACAAACCCUUGCUCCGAAUGCUCAACCAACUCCCAGUAUACCGAUUUCUACCUCCAGAUUUAAGAUUGUUCCAGUAGAGUCUCAUUAUCAGCGAGGUCGUUGGUCUUGUUAUGAUUAUUACGGAAACAAUUCUAUAAAUACUGCUAAACAAAGGAAUGAUAAAGAUAAAAGUGCAGAAGGACUUCGGAUCGUAGUUCAGAAGCCACUGGGUUUCAAUUCAGAAAAUAAUCAAGUGCUUUUAGCACACUUUGUUUAUGUUUAUGCACCACAGAUAGUGUGCAGUAGUAUGAAAGCUGUCGAUAUAAAGAGGCUACGAAAUAAGAACCUUGAACAGCAAAAUUUGGCUUUUAAUGCUUCAAAUGGACUACCGAGGAGUGGUGGAGUAACGCCAAAUCCGUCGGUCACAGCCCCAACCUCUUGCGUUGAGCCAGUUAAAUUUGCAUUUGGAGACGAAUCAGAUUCUGAAAACUAUCUUUCAGCCAAGCAGAUUAAUAUUAGUCUUAUUCUUGCUCUUGUAGUUAUUACCAUCUUUAAUUUCAUUCUUUACCCACUAAUCAAUUAA
This is a messenger RNA of Enterobius vermicularis (human pinworm), 681 nucleotides long. NCBI's taxonomy places the organism in Eukaryota, Metazoa, Nematoda, Chromadorea, Rhabditida, Oxyuridae. The record is from the annotation of a GenBank genome assembly.